Messenger RNA from Rhododendron vialii, 1854 nucleotides. RefSeq lists its product as uncharacterized. The record is from RefSeq and is a predicted model, not a curated record. Lineage: Eukaryota; Viridiplantae; Streptophyta; Magnoliopsida; Ericales; Ericaceae. The coding region runs from base 278 to 1681 and encodes 467 amino acids. The transcript has 4 exons.
CAACCCCCGAAAACUACAAUAAUGAUGACAACCGCACCAGAUUAAUCCCGUUUGAACCGACAUCAUGUAUACACGCCUUGUGGGCCCACAACGAAACCUUUAAAACCCCACGAGCUCUACCGCCAAAACCCUAACCCCACUCUCUCUUCCUCUCUUUCCGCUCCGACCUAGGGUUUCUUCUGUUUUUAUGCUGCUCCACUAAACUUUGUUGGGAUUUUCCCCCCUCUUCGGCUUGGGUUGAACGUCAACCCACUUGCUGAAUCACAAGGAACAGAAUAUGGAGAGGGUUUAUCAGAAUCAUCCAGAAGUUUCCCCUGCAAGUGAUUCUGAUGAAGAUUCCCAAUACUACAUCAUGCGAAAUAAGCCAUCGAACCAUAUUGGAUCUGUGCAAUACUUUGGAUCUAACUACACCUUCCCUCCCAUUCAAUAUGGGCAAAUGCCAGUUUUACAGCAUCCGGUAGGCUAUAUCACCAAUACGUACCCAUCCUAUGAUCGUGUUCAUAUGCAUGCAGCAAAUUUCUUACCUUAUGGAUCACAGUGUAGUCAUUCACAGCAACCACUUUUCCAAAGGGAUCCUAGAAAGUUUCAAGAUCGUUUGUUUGUAGCAAAGAACUUUUAUAAUAUAGGAGGGCCAGCUGCUAAAUAUUCUAGAGGUCAGCACAUUCAGAGACUGUUUGAUGGCAAUUCGCAUUGCUUUAGAUCUGGAGAUGAUAUAUAUGCAGGAAACCAAUCUAAUGUUCAUACAAGCAGGGUUUACUCUUGCAAUGAGGGGCAUUCUUUUACCGACUCAUGUUUCUUCCCUUCGUCACAAGCCAAUGCAGACUUUUCAGCUCUCAACCAAGACACACAAUAUGGCUGCUAUUCACUCCCUGGCUAUACAAGUGGUGGGGAUCUUGCUGAUGAUAGAGAUGUUCAGAAUACCUACCAUGGGGAAAAUUCAACACAAUCUAAUAUCCUCUCAAUGGCACAAGGGUCUAUGCAGCAAAAUUUUCCCCUGGCAGAGGACUAUAGUUUGAAUAGUUUAAGUAAAGGCGCUGAUGGAGAUACAGGAUACAUAAGUGAAGAUACUGAUAGAGACUUUGAAGGAUGUGAUGCUGCUACAAAGCUCGUUGGUCAAGAUCAUUCACAGCAGCAGCAUGGUUACAAGGAUGGAGUAGGGACCAACUCACCAGACUCUUCUGAUUCUUCUGUGGUUUCUUCUACAUUGGGGACCAAGGAAAGUACUAUAAAAGCAAGACGAAAAGGUCAACGACGUAAUACUCCACGCAAUAAGUCAAUUCAGUCAAUCCGAGAUCAUGCACCACAGAUCAGAGUAGGAAACCGAAAGGCUUCAAUUCCUAGUCUAGUUUAUCUCAAGAAGAUCAAGGCUCAACUUGCUGCUAGGCGAUCCAGGACUCCCACCACUCCGAUCCACCAUAUCACAUGGGAUGGCUGCGAUGAAGAAUCUGAGCCAGCUGGACAGAGUUGCCCCUUCUGCGACAAGGAUCUCUCGUAUGCACCAAUAGACGACGAUGAAUAUGAGUAUACAGAUAUACUAAUUGAUGAGCCUCCUAAACUUCCAGGUGUUGCAGUUUUGUCAUGUGGUCAUUUUUUCCAUAGCCAAUGCUUGGAGCUCAACAUUCCUGAAGAGUUCACAGACCCUCCCUGCUUUCUUUGUUUGAGCUAUGGCGAAAGAAGUUGAUCUUGAUCAUUUUGCUGUUUUCUCCUAUUAGAAAGGCGGAUACAGUUGAGUAAUUCAAGAACAGCCGGAUGGAAGUUGUGUUUAACCGUACAUCUACGGAACUAUAAACCAUAUGCCACUUAUCAUAAAUGGGAAUGUGCACAGGAAAUUAUAGGUGUUUGGUUGGAAGUUUA